CGAAUCCAAGAUCACAACUGCCGGUCCAUGCUAUGCAGAAAGCCCUGUUUUGAUUGCUUUCCCUCUGGAUGGGUCCCCAGGGAGGAAAAAAAAAAAAUCUUUUACUCAUAGAAACUCGACAAUCAUGGCCAUUCCGGGAGAGCACGACCCAUCUUCCCCAUCGCGUGAAAGAUUCUCCAGCUUAGCAAAUCCGUAGAUCUGGCACAGGCGCUCACCGGCUCCUUGCAGGGUUGGAAGGGCACGCGGACGGGAUCUUGAUUGUGUAACAGCUUGCCGGUUCACAGGGCGGCUUGUACCGGCUAAUGUCACCUGAACCGUAUCUACUUCCCACCUGUCGCCAUAACACAUAUUACUCUUCACCACCUUCAAUAGACUUCAAAUAUUCUUAGUUAUAUUCAUCUUCCAGAGUUACCUCCCAUAUCUACACUUAUUCUUUUCACAAAAACACCUACCCCUCCUUGCAGCCACAACCAAGAUGAAGGCCGCCACCUCUCGCCCUUCGGUGCGGGCACUGUGCAGCUUCCCUCCGCCGUCUUCUUAUCAGACUGCAAGAUUCGUUAGUCGCACAAGCAAUGCGAAGUCAUCUAUCGCAGCUGAGACCACCAACGGCCUCUGGCAUCAGGAUCCCCAGUCUCCCAAGAAGGCACCGGCCUCGCCACUCGCGAAGCUGCCACUUUCUUCCGUCCUCCGUUCACUACUGAUUCUCUCCGUCUCCUCAUCCUCUGUGCUUUUGAAGCCAUGCAUCUAUACCCUUUCGGCUCUCGCGCAUCCUAAGACGGCUCUCCUAGAUGUUGCGAAGAACCCCUUCUUGAACUUGCUCGUCAAGCACACUCUAUACAAGCAGUUCAACGCCGGCGAAAACAAGCUUGAAGUCCAGCGCUCUAUCAACGCAAUCAAGCACUUGGGAUACCGCGGAGUACUCCUCGGUUACGCCCGUGAAGUCCUAGUGGGCGAGUCUAACGCCGACCCCCGCGAUGAGAAGGCCAGCCGACAGGAGAUCCAGAUGUGGAUGGACGGCACACUCCAGACCGUAGACAUGGCUCAGGAAGGCGACUUUGUGGCCCUGAAGUUCACUGGAAUGGGCGUUCAAGCACUCGAGUACCUCCAGAAGCAGGCCGCUCCCUCGGCUUUCAUGGAUGAAUCCAUCAAGCAAAUUUGCGACCUCGCCAUCUCACGCAAUGUGCGGUUGCUCGUGGACGCAGAGGAGCAGGCCGUGCAGCCAGGAAUUGAAGAGUGGACUAUGAGAUACCAGAAGUACUGCAACUCGCGCACUCCUGGCCGUGCUGUCUUCUACAACACUUACCAGGCAUAUCUGUGCUCCACCCCCGCCACGCUCGCCAGACAUCUCGAAAUGUCUCGCCAGGAAGGCUACACGUUGGGUGUCAAGCUCGUCCGUGGCGCUUACUUGAAGACCGAACCCCGACACCUGAUCUGGGCUAAGAAAGAAGAAACCGAUGAAUGCUAUGAUGGCGUCGUUGAGGCUCUUCUUACCCGUCGCUACAAUAACAUGCUGAAGUCCGCUUCUGCUGAACACGCCACUGAGCUCCCACCUGUCAAUGUCAUCAUCGCCACGCACAACCGGGAUUCUGUCCGCAAGGCACACGCUCUUCGUCUCCAGCAGGCCAGCCAGGGCCAGAACUCCAAUGUGGAUCUCAGCUACGCUCAACUGCAGGGAAUGGCCGACGAGAUCAGCUGCGAGCUGCUACAGGGUUUCCAGAGCGCCGAGGUCGAAACCGCCAAGGCCCAGCCCACUGAAUCCCCCAACGUGUAUAAGCUUCUUACCUGGGGCUCCGUCAAGGAGUGCAUGGGUUUCUUGCUCCGCCGGGCUGUGGAGAAUACUGAGGCUGUUGGACGCACAAAGGAAUCCCAGGAGGCGAUGUUCAGCGAACUCAAGCGAAGGGCUCGUCUCGCCUUUCGUUCCAGCAACUAAGUUAAGAGAAAUCGGUUUACUUUGUUUGAUUUUGUCCUGGUAUAGUUCAGGGCUUGAGCGGCGUCGGUGGUGAUUCUCUAGAUUUACGGAAUGCAUUAGAUAGCGUCAGCAUUGCAACUUAUGAUAAUGACAUGAACAUUUUUUUACCUUCGC
Aspergillus versicolor CBS 583.65 is the source of this 2083-nucleotide messenger RNA. RefSeq names its product proline dehydrogenase family protein. Lineage: Eukaryota; Fungi; Ascomycota; Eurotiomycetes; Eurotiales; Aspergillaceae. The coding region runs from base 476 to 1930 and encodes 484 amino acids. Gene Ontology annotation, cellular component: mitochondrion. Gene Ontology annotation, molecular function: proline dehydrogenase activity; FAD binding. The record is from RefSeq and is a predicted model, not a curated record. The transcript is spliced from 2 exons.